Suillus clintonianus is the source of this 1044-nucleotide messenger RNA. RefSeq lists its product as uncharacterized. The record is from RefSeq and is a predicted model, not a curated record. The transcript is spliced from 8 exons. Gene Ontology annotation, molecular function: chromatin binding. Bases 1 to 1044 code for a protein of 347 amino acids. NCBI's taxonomy places the organism in Eukaryota, Fungi, Basidiomycota, Agaricomycetes, Boletales, Suillaceae.
AUGUCCCUCGCCUGCAUUUCCGUCAGACCUUUGGUGAUCAGCCAUGUAUCCCAUUCAGAGAAGAGAAGAACAUUGCCUCCUAUGAGUGGUAAUCAUCCGAAGCUGGGCACACUCAGGCGAUGUACAUCAUUGGAAUGGGUCUAUGACACUGAUGCACCAUCUGAUGGCUCGAUCGACGAAGGCCGUUUGGUGAUUCGAGUUGGGGAUGAUGUCUCCAUAUUUCCACUUGAUGAACGUGCAGUACCGUCGAAUGACGGAAGCCUCCCUACGAUGUCAUAUUGGUAUGGUAAGGUUAUGGAGAUCUAUUGGACGGCAGCCAAAAGGAAUAAGACACAGGACGUGUGGCUUGACAUACAGUGGUACUACAGGCGGGUUGACUUGGAGGAUCAAGAUGUGGAGUAUGUUUUUCCGUCAUGGAGCUUCACAGAACCAUUGACAGUGUCUUCUUUAUCCAGCCUUGCAGCUUGCGUAGGUGACUAUGAACUUGUGUUGAGCGAUCACAAGUCUGUCGUGGAUAUGCAUUGCGUCGAAGAUAUUGUUCGGUAUGAUGAGGGCGAUCUAUCCCAACCUCAAAUACCGACUGCGACCCUAUACCACCGGUGGAAUAUAUCCAUGCAAUUCACAACGCGCAGGAAUCUAGAACUGCAGCAAGUAAAUAUCGAAGUCUUGUUGCCGGUGGUUCAACGAGGCAUGAUGAGUAGGAACACAAAGGCACGCCUGCCAUCUCCCUACAACGCCGUCAGAUUUGAUGAAGAGUUUCUCGCCCUUAUGACAACACCGAUUCGAAGGGGGGGACACUGUGGGGUAGUUGGAAAUGGUAUACUUGUCAUCCAGGUCAGAGCACUCAUGGAACAGGCUGUAAAGGUGGGUACACUUCCCGAUGGAUGGAUGGACGACCUUCGGCCCACAGUGCAGACAUCUCCUAACGAGAUUAUUCGACGAUACUCCUGCCCCACAUGCAAAGGGAUGAUGGUAUUCCUUGGCUUACAAAAUGUUAGAUACAAUGCUAUCUACUGUCGGUUUAGCGGCCCACAUCAAUGCUGA